CCCACCCCUGCAAGCGCCUCCCACUCCUUCGACAGGGGAUAUGUACACCCACACGGGCCCUGCUGUUCAGUGGUCGCUGAGGGGACCGUGGUCUGCUAGGGGUGCUGCUGGCUGAUCGGUUGUAAAUCCAAAAGCACAUUACCGUAGGUGUGAAUCUGUGAACCGCAACUCUUAAGCCGCCACCAGCAUGCCAGGCCACGCCGUGAAAAGCACGGGACCUGAUCCUGACCCCUCAGAAUUCCUGUACGUUUCCCUGGAGCAGAAGCGCAUCGACCAGACCAAGCCUUACGACGCCAAGAAGUCCUGCUGGGUCCCCGACGAGAAGGAAAGUUAUGUCUUGGGCGAAAUUCAGGGGACCAAAGGCGACCUGAUAAGUGUUAGCAUUCCGGGAGGAGAAACAAAGAACUUCAAGAAGGACCAGGUGACUCAGGUCAACCCGCCCAAGUACGAGAAAUGCGAGGACAUGUCCAAUCUGACCUACCUUAACGAUGCCUCCGUCCUGUACAACUUGAAGAGUCGCUACCAGGCUAGACUUAUCUACACCUACUCUGGCCUCUUCUGCAUCGCCGUCAACCCCUACAAGCGCUUCCCCAUCUACACCAACCGCACCGUCAAGAUCUACCAAGGCAAGAGGCGUAAUGAGGUGCCUCCCCAUCUCUUCGCUAUUUCCGACGGCGCCUACAUGGCCAUGAUUCAAGGUGGACAUAACCAGUCCAUGCUGAUCACUGGGGAGUCUGGCGCCGGCAAGACUGAAAACACGAAGAAGGUGCUUUCUUACUUCGCCAACGUCGGCGCGUCAACUAAGAAGAAGGAAGGCGAGAAUAGGCCGAACUUGGAAGAUCAAAUUGUCCAAACAAACCCUGUCCUGGAAGCUUUUGGCAACGCCAAGACAGUUCGAAAUGACAACUCUUCCCGCUUUGGUAAGUUCAUCCGCAUCCACUUCGCCCCCAACGGUAAGCUCUCCGGCGGCGACAUCGAGGUGUACCUGCUGGAGAAGGCUCGCGUCAUCUCCCAGCAGUCACUCGAGCGCUCCUACCACAUCUUCUAUCAAAUUAUGUCCGACCAGGUCCCAGAAAUUAAACCUUUGUGUCUCCUGAGUAACGAUAUCUACGAUUACCACUAUGUGUCUCAAGGCAAAGUCACUGUCGCUUCCAUCGACGACAAAGAAGACAUGGAGUUCACUCAUCAAGCGUUCGAUAUUCUGAACUUCAGCAAGGAAGAACGAAGUGAUUGCUACAAGGUGACAGCGUCUGUCAUGCAUUUAGGCAACUGCAAGUUCAAGCAAAGGGGUCGCGAGGAACAGGCCGAGCCUGACGGCACUGAUGCCGGCAAUUUGGUGGCAAAACUGCUUCUCUGCGAUGGCGAUGAACUGUACAAGAAUUUGUGCAAACCCAAGAUCAAGGUCGGCGCCGAAUUUGUAACUCAGGGCAGAAACGUAGAUCAAGUGACCUACUCUGUCGGUGCCAUGGCCAAGGCGCUGUUCGAUCGCGUCUUCAAAUGGAUGGUCAAGAAGUGCAACGUCACACUCGAAACUGGCCAGAAGCGCGCCAUGUUCAUCGGAGUGCUUGAUAUCGCCGGUUUUGAGAUCUUCGAUUUCAACGGCUUCGAGCAGAUCUGCAUCAACUUCUGUAAUGAGAAGUUGCAGCAAUUCUUCAACCACCACAUGUUCGUGCUGGAGCAGGAGGAGUACAAGAAAGAGGGGAUUGACUGGCAGUUUGUCGAUUUCGGUAUGGAUCUGCAAGCCUGCAUUGAACUCUUCGAGAAGAAAAUGGGCAUUCUCUCCAUCCUGGAGGAGGAGUCCAUGUUCCCAAAGGCAACGGACAAAACCUUUGAGGAGAAGCUGAAGACCAACCACCUGGGCAAGUCUCCCUGCUUCAUCAAGCCCAAACCUGCCAAGCCCGGCCAAGCCGAGGCCCACUUCGCCAUCGUCCACUAUGCCGGCACGGUGCCCUACAACCUCUCUGGGUGGCUCGAGAAGAACAAGGACCCCCUCAACGACACCGUCGUGGACCAGCUCAAGAAGGCAGGCAACGCUCUCGUCGUGGACCUCUUCGCUGACCACCCCGGCCAGACCGGUGACGCCGGUGGCGGAAAAGGUGGACGAGGCAAGGGAUCAGGUGGCUUUAAAACGGUUUCGUCUGGGUAUAGGGAGCAGCUAAACAACCUGAUGAAGACCCUGAACUCAACGGAGCCUCAUUUCAUCCGCUGCAUUGUUCCCAACGAGACUAAGUCACCAGGCGUUGUUGAGGCUCCCCUCGUUAUGCACCAGCUGACCUGCAACGGCGUGCUCGAGGGCAUCCGUAUCUGCCGCAAGGGCUUCCCCAACAGGAUGCCUUACCCCGAUUUCAGGCACCGCUACAAGAUCCUGGCCCCCAAGGAGAUGGCUGAAGGCACCGAGGAUAAGAAGGCAGCCAUAGCGUGCUUCGAAAAGGCUGGUUUAGACGCAGAAAUGUAUCGCUGUGGCAACACCAAGGUAUUUUUCCGCGCUGGAGUGCUUGGUAAUCUCGAAGAAAUUCGUGACGACCGGCUUUCAAAGAUCUUAUCUUGGCUUCAAGCCUGGAUCCGAGGCUUCUCUGGCAGGAAAUCCUACGAGAAACUUAUGGAACAGAGGACUGCUCUCAUCGUUGUUCAGCGCAACUUGAGGAAGUACAUGCGUCUGCGCAACUGGGGUUGGUUCCGCAUGUGGCAGAGGGUGAAGCCUUUGCUCAACGUUACUCGCGUAGAGGAUGAAAUCCGAGCCCUCGAGGAGAAGGCAGCCAAGGCUCAAGAAAACUAUGAACGCGAAGCCAAACUUCGCCAGGAACUUGAAGCAGCCAAUGUAGCCUUGCUGGAAGAGAAAAACAAUCUCUUGGUCACCCUUGAAUCUACCAAAGGCAACGUUUCUGAUUUCCUGGAUAAACAAGCUAAACUUCAGGCCCAGAAGACCGAUUUAGAGGCGCAACUCAAGGAAGUAACGGACCGCUUACAGAGGGAAGAGGAAUCACGAAAUCAGCUCUUCCAGGGCAAAAAGAAAACCGACCAAGAAAUUGGCGGUUUGAAGAAGGAUGUGGAAGAUCUAGAACUCGCCGUUCAAAAGGCUGAACAAGACAAGUCUACCAAGGACCACCAGAUCCGCAACCUGAACGACGAAAUCGCCCACCAGGAUGAGCUAAUCAACAAAAUCAAUAAGGAAAAGAAACAUCUUCAGGAAUGCAACCAAAAGACUGCCGAAGAUCUGCAGAACGUCGAGGACAAGUGCAAUCACCUCAACAAGGUCAAAGCCAAGCUUGAGCAGACACUUGAUGAGCUCGAGGACUCUCUUGAGAGAGAGAAGAAACUACGGGGAGAAGUUGAAAAAUCCAAGAGGAAGGUUGAGGGCGAUUUGAAACUGACUCAGGAAGCCGUUGCUGAUCUCGAACGCAACCAGAAAGAACUGGAACAAACUGUUCAGCGAAAGGACAAAGAAAUCUCGUCAAUUUCCUCAAAGCUGGAGGAGGAGCAAGGUUUGGUUGGAAAGAGCCAGCGCCAGGUCAAGGAACUCCAAGCUCGGAUCGAAGAGCUCGAGGAAGAGGUUGAACACGAGCGUCAAUCGCGCUCGAAGUCCGAGAAAUCAAAGACGCUGCUCGCGCGCGAACUCGAAGAGCUCGGCGAGAGGCUGGACGAGGCCGGCGGCGCCACCGCGGCUCAGAUCGAACUUAACAAGAAGCGCGAGGCUGAACUUGUGAAACUGCGCCGUGAACUAGAAGAGGUGAACAUUCAGAAUGAGGCCGCAGUCGCUGGGCUGCGAAAGAAGCAUAAUGAUGCCGUUGCCGAAAUGUCGGACCAGAUCGAUCACCUGAAUAAGAUGAAGGCUAGGGCUGAAUCUGAUAAGGAGGCUCUGAAGCGAGAGGCUGAUGACGCCAAGGCUGCCAUGGACGCGCUCUCACGCGACAAAGCCGCAGCUGAAAAGAGCAUCAAGCAACUUCAGCAUGAACUGAACGACUCGCAUUCAAAGCUGGACGAGGCUAACCGGACGCUAAAUGACCUGGAUGCCUCGAAGAAGAAACUGGUGGUUGAGAACGGUGACCUCCUCCGCCAAGUUGAAGAGGCCGAGGGCCUCAUCAAUCAGCUCAACAAGAUCAAGAUAUCGCUGUCAAACCAACUCGAAGAUACAAGAAGGCUUGCCGACGAAGAGUGCAGGGAACGAGCAACACUACUGGGAAAGUUCCGCAAUCUGGAACAUGACAUCGACGGCCUCCGGGAGCAGCUGGAGGAGGAGAGCGAGGGCAAGGCGGACCUUCAACGCCAACUCUCCAAGUCCAGCGCCGAGGCCCAGAUGUGGCGUGCGAAGUACGAGCAGGAGGGAGUGGCUCGCGUCGAGGAGCUCGAGGCGGCUCGCAUGAAGCUUGCAGCUCGACUCGAAGAGGCCGAAACUCAGAUUGAACAGCUGAACGUCAAGAACAUGAGUCUGGAAAAGGCUAAGCAGCGGAUAUCCACAGAACUUGAUGAUAUGCAGGUCCAGCUUGAGAAGGCCCAGAACCUCGCAAACGCAGCCGAAAAGAAGCAGAAGAACUUCGAGAGGAUCAUAUCUGAGUGGAAGAUGAAAGUUGAUGAUCUUUCUGCAGAACUCGAAAGUUCCCAGAAAGAGUGUCGCAAUUACUCUACUGAGCUCUUCCGCGUGAAGGCCUCGUAUGAGGAGAACCUUGAGCAGCUUGACUCUGUUCGGCGAGAGAACAAGAAUCUCGCGGAUGAAAUCAAGGACCUGAUGGACCAGAUCGGCGAGGGCGGACGAUCCCUCCACGAGCUCCAGAAGAAUGCCAAGCGUCUGGAAAUCGAAAAGGAGGAACUUCAAGCCGCUCUUGAGGAGGCUGAGGCUGCCCUGGAACAAGAGGAAAACAAGGUUCUUCGUGCACAGCUUGAACUUAGCCAGGUUAGGCAGGAGAUCGACAGACGCAUUCAAGAGAAGGAAGAAGAAUUCGAAAACACACGGAAAUGCCACCAGCGUGCUAUUGACUCCAUGCAAGCAUCUCUUGAAGCUGAGGCCAAGGGCAAAGCUGAAGCUCUUCGACUGAAGAAGAAACUGGAGUCUGAUAUCAACGAGCUUGAAAUUGCCCUCGACCACUCCAACAAGGCCAAUGCUGAUCUGCAGAAACAUAUCAAGAAGGUCCAGACGGAAAUGCGCGACGUGCAGACCCGGCUGGAAGAGGAGCAGCGCGUGUCCUCUGAGUAUCGCGAUCAGUGCUGCAUUGCUGAGCGCAGGGCCGGCGCCCUUGCUGGAGAGCUGGAGGAGUCGAGGACGCUCCUGGAGCAGUCAGACCGCGGGCGUCGCCAGGCUGAGGCUGAACUCGCUGAGUCCCAAGCUCAAGUGAGCGACCUCAACGCUCAGAACAGCUCUUUGGUUCUUUCAAAGAGGAAACUGGAAGGAGAAAUGCAAACUUUGCAGGCUGAUCUCGACGAAAUGCUGAACGAAGCCAGGAACUCGGAGGAGAAGGCCAAGAAGGCCAUGGUUGACGCCGCUCGCCUGGCUGACGAGCUCCGCGCCGAGCAAGAGCACGCCCAGAACCAGGAGAAGAUGCGCAAGGCCCUGGAGGUUUCCGUGAAAGACCUGGAGAUCCGCCUCGAAGAAUGCGAAGCCAACGCCAUAAAGACCGGCAAGAAGGCCGUCGCCAAGCUGGAAAGCAGAGUCCGCGAGCUGGAGACUCAGCUGGACGACGAGAGUCGCCGCCACGCCGACGCCCAGAAGAACCUGAGGAAGUGCGAGAGGCGCAUCAAGGAGCUCAGCUUCCAGUCUGAGGAGGACAAGAAGAACCACGAGAGGAUGCAGGACCUGGUCGACAAGCUCCAGCAGAAGAUCAAGACCUACAAGCGCCAGAUCGAGGAGGCCGAGGAGAUCGCCGCCCUCAACCUGGCCAAGUUCCGCAAAGUCCAGCAGGAAUUCGAAGAACUCCAGAGUACUGUUUAAACCGGAACUACAGUCAUCUACUUGAAAUAAAGUUAUUGUAACAAAAUCUGAAAAAAAACAGGAAAUGGGUAAUCCAGCUUAACAGUGUUUGCUUAACACUGACAAUACUGACAUUUUGUGAAUGAUUUAGUGAACAGAUGUAAUAAGCAAUUCAUCCUUAAAUUCUUCUUUUUAAUUCCUACCAGGCAUUCGAAAUUGAAGAAGGGCAGAUAUGAUAAAAGUUUGUAUUGGAUCUAAUAAAUUAUACAUUAUUAGUCUUCACAA
Molecule: messenger RNA, 6184 nt
Organism: Penaeus monodon (black tiger shrimp)
Lineage: Eukaryota; Metazoa; Arthropoda; Malacostraca; Decapoda; Penaeidae
Product: myosin heavy chain, muscle-like
Exons: 22
Coding region: 188-5920 (1910 amino acids)
Cellular component (GO): myosin complex
Molecular function (GO): ATP binding; actin filament binding; cytoskeletal motor activity
Source: RefSeq, a predicted model, not a curated record